AUGGACGAAAAAGAUGAUCAAAACAAACCUGUUCUUUCUUUGGUCUGGGAUUUCUUUGGCUACACAACAGCGCAUGGUUUUGCUCGGAUAUCCGAGUCGAAAACAGUUKUAGGGCGAACUCUAUGGUGUCUUUUAGUCGGAGUCGCUUUUGUGAUGUURUUCAUUCAGGUUUUCGCGUUGUUGGAAACGUAUUUGAGUCGACCUAUCGGAACUCAAAUCAAAAUGAGACAUGAAUCGAGCAUUCCUUUUCCUGCUGUCACUAUUUGCAAUCUGAAUAUAGUUAAAAAGUCGAAGAUCUCUACAGAGCUACACGGCUCAUUUGAAAAUUUCUUGCAACAACAUAAUGAAUCAAGUUCCCGUCGCAGACGAAGUGCCUUCUUCAAAGAUCCGGUCUGCUUUAAUUAUUUAUACUGCCAGUCAAAAUACAAGACCGACGAUGCAAAUGKAACAGUUACAGAGCCGCCCACGACUCCCCCACCUACCACGACCACUGCACCAACAACAACUUCCCCUACAACUACACAAUCAACAACCACUACCACUACUACKACAACAAGACCAAUUACCCAAGAAGAGAAAGUCCUUACAAUAGAAGAGAAACAAGAGGAAGCAUUUACUGGAGCWGUGAGCCAACCUGACCCUGCCACACUUACUAAAGAAACAAGACAGGCCGAAGAGCUGUCUGUCAACUUAGCAUCCCAGCCUGAAGAUGUGAUGAUAGAAGCUGGGCAUCGAUUUAUUCAUUUGAGUCUACUAAUUAUUAAUUGAUUCAUUGCUUGACUAUCUAGAAACUAUACUGAAAAACUGUGGAGCCAUUUCUGGCAUUACAAAUACGGAAACUGCUAUYUUUUCAAUUCUGGUAAGGACUCCCUGGGUCAGGAGCAAACGAUCUUAAAAUCCAACAAGCCGGGACCAAGCAAUGGUUUGAUAUUAGAGAUGAAUGRAGAACAACACGAGUAUGUUGGUCAGCUGACACAAGAAGCAGGCAUGCGCAUUUUGAUAUCCAAACAAGGUGAAUUCCCAGCACCACUUGAGAAAGGAUUUAGUAUAUCACCUGGCUACUCAACGUCUGCAGGAAUGAGACAGACUAAAAUCAUUCGUGAAGAUCCUUUUCAAAACAAAAGCUGUCUUAAGGAUGACGAUAUUGACCCAGAAAACUUGUACAGGAUUCGCUAUAACGUGUCUUACUCACCAACGACUUGRAAGGACUCCUGCCUUGCCUACCAUCAGCUACAGUCAUGUGGAUGCCUCGAGUACAGAUUCCCUAGCCAAGGAAAARCGAUCUGCGAUAUUUUUGACCUGUCAGUCAUAAAAUGUUUAAAUGACCUACAAAUGCUUUAUCAAGAGAAUAAACUCGGAUGUUCCGCCAAGUGUCGUCCACCUUGCACGGAAGAUAUCUACAAGUUGACGAUAUCAUCUUCAAGAUGGCCUUCUGAAAAUUACCAGAGCCAACUAACCGAGAAACUCAGCGAAGAAAGAGGAGUUAUUUUAGAAGAAGGAGAAAAUCCAAGGGCAUAUUUUGUGAAGUUCCAGUUAUUCUACGAGGAGCUAAACCUUGAAAUCAUAGAAGAGUACCUGUCGUAUGAGGUAACSAAUUUCAUAUCAGACAUUGGUGGCCAGCUUGGACUAUGGAUAGGAAUAUCCUGCCUCACAGCAGCAGAAUUCGUUGAGCUUGUCCUUCUUAUAAUCGCUCAUAUUACAAGUAAGAUAUUUCACCGAAAAGAAGAAAGCAAAUCAGUUGAAAAGACCCACAGAACAGAACAUAUACGCGAAGAGUUGUACAUGAGAAGAUUUAGCGAGAGACUAGACGAGAAUGAUGGKAGUAUCAGUAAUGGUUCCAUUACGAUAGAUGACUAUAACCCGAGAUUGGUUAACUUGCAAAUAGAUUUAUGAAAAUAAAAGGUAGAAGAGUUCUUUGGACUCACUAGAUA
Molecule: messenger RNA, 1931 nt
Organism: Exaiptasia diaphana
Lineage: Eukaryota; Metazoa; Cnidaria; Anthozoa; Actiniaria; Aiptasiidae
Product: degenerin deg-1-like
Exons: 13
Biological process (GO): sodium ion transmembrane transport
Cellular component (GO): membrane
Molecular function (GO): ligand-gated sodium channel activity
Source: RefSeq, a predicted model, not a curated record